AUGCCAAAAUUAAAAGUUCAACAAACACCAAAACCUCAAGUUCAACAAAUGCCACAAACUCAAGUUCAGCAAGUGCCACAAACUCAAGUUAAACAAAAAAACAAAAACAAACUCAAUUUCAACAAACACCACAAAAUCAAGUUCAACAAUUGCCACAACUUGGACAUCAACAAACACCACAAACUCAAGUUCAACAAACACCCAAAGAUUAAGUUCAACAAAUGCCAAAAUUUCAAGUUCAAAAAACGUGACAAACUCGAGUUCAAUAAUUGCCACAAACUCAAGUUCAAAAAACACCACAAACUCAAUUCAACAAAAAAACAGAAGUUAAACAAACACCACAAAUUCAAGUUUAACAAAUGCCACAACUUUAAGUUUAACAAAUGCAAAAACUCAAGUUUAACAAUUGCCAAAAACUCAAGUUCAGCAAACACCACAAACUUAAGUUCAACAAACACCUUAAACUGA
This is a messenger RNA of Xyrichtys novacula (pearly razorfish), 468 nucleotides long. The record is from the annotation of a GenBank genome assembly. NCBI's taxonomy places the organism in Eukaryota, Metazoa, Chordata, Actinopteri, Labriformes, Labridae.